AUGGAAACACCACGGUUCCGUUCUCUCGUCCUCGUCGUUCCCCUCCUCUCCGCCGCCGACCAUUCCCUCUCCUCGAACCCGCCCUCGCCCUCGCCCUCGCCCUUUUCGGUCGCCGACGGAUCAUAUCUAUCCCCUCCCGCCCCUCCUCCGGAGACGCCGCCCUCCCCUGCUCCCACACCGCCGUCAGCCGGCGUCGAGGAGCAGGACAUGCGUUCCGAGGCGAGGGAAGAGCCCAACGAGAGCGGAGGCGGAGGAGGGAUGAUCGCCGGGGAAAAAGCGGCGACGGCGCUGGGGGUGAUCAUUGGAGCGGCGUUGCUGGCGGCGGCGGCUGUCGUGUACAAGAAGCGGCGAGAGAACACCCGGCGGGGGCAAUACGGCUACGCAGCACGAGAACAGAUGCUUUGA
Molecule: messenger RNA, 405 nt
Organism: Zingiber officinale
Lineage: Eukaryota; Viridiplantae; Streptophyta; Magnoliopsida; Zingiberales; Zingiberaceae
Product: protein SCARECROW 1-like
Exons: 1
Coding region: 1-405 (134 amino acids)
Source: RefSeq, a predicted model, not a curated record